Messenger RNA from Chenopodium quinoa (quinoa), 654 nucleotides. Its product is annotated as beta-amyrin 28-oxidase-like. Gene Ontology annotation, biological process: sterol metabolic process. Gene Ontology annotation, molecular function: iron ion binding; heme binding; oxidoreductase activity, acting on paired donors, with incorporation or reduction of molecular oxygen. The coding region runs from base 1 to 654 and encodes 217 amino acids. The transcript is spliced from 3 exons. Lineage: Eukaryota; Viridiplantae; Streptophyta; Magnoliopsida; Caryophyllales; Amaranthaceae. The record is from RefSeq and is a predicted model, not a curated record.
AUGGCCAAGGGACUAAUGUCAGUGCCUAUAAAUCUUCCGGGAACCACAUACAACCGUGCUAUAAACGCAUCGAAAUUUAUAAGAGAAAAAUUACAAGAAUUAGUUAGAGAAAGAAAAAAGGAGGUCUUAGCAAAGAAAGAUCAUGUGAAUGUUGAUGAUCUUGAUUUUUUGGAUGGUUUGCUUAAGGCAACGAUUGAAGGGGGUGACAUUAUAAGCGAGACGGAGUUAGUUGGCAAGAUUGUAACACUCUUGUUUGCUGCUUUCCAUACUACAAGCAACACCAUUACAUUCUUAAUGGCACAUCUUACUGAAUAUCCUGACGUUUACGAAAAAGUUUUACAAGAACAAUUGGAGAUUGCACGAUCAAAAGAAAAAGGGGAGCAACUAAAUUGGAAGGAUAUUCAGAAAAUGAAGUACUCGUGGAAUGUGGUUUGUGAAUCGAUGAGAGUUAAGACACCCGUCUUCGGAGGUUUUAGGGAGGCUUCCACAGACAUCCAUUACGGUGGCUACACAGUCCCAAAGGGGUGGAAGGUUCAUUGGUCAGUUAAUUCAACACACAUGGAUCCAGUACAUUUUCCAGAACCAGAGAGAUUCGACCCAUCACGAUUCGAAGAGAAACAAGGUCGUGGUGUUUAUGUACCUUUUGGAUCAUGA